GGGAGAAGAGGAAACCAAAUUUACGUCAAUCGUGUUUUUGUCGGAAAUCAUUCGCACGUCGUAAAUACAGAAAUGGUGUAUAGAAGUUCUAGAUAGAUUGUUCAGCACUGUUCCGGAACGAAUAUCCGAGGCAGAAGAGCGACUUCGUUUGUAUAUGCAAAUCAUUGACCUUUUGAUAGAAAACAAAGUGAUAUUAUCUGGCACAAAGAGAAAUGGCAACAAAGCGUAAACCAAUCCACACGCAAACGGGUAGCGCGCAACGUCCAAACAUGAACUUCCGGACCAGUGUGAAUGACACAACAGCGCGAGCAGAGGCGAAAGGUACACGCCCAACACCGGCACCGACCACGAUUAAAGAAACUCUCACGAUGAUGGUGUUACACGUGUGCAAAAAGAUUAUAUUUUUCGACACCAAUCUUAAAGUACCGCUCUACUUAGGGAGCCUGUUCAUUGUAUCUCUGAUAGGAGAUUUUCUGCCUUAUCCUAAAACGUACCUUGCAAGAUCGGACAACUUAUUCAAUGUGUACUUCGUGAAAAUGGGAUGGGCGUGGACAUUACUGUUUUCGCUGCCCUUCCUGGCGUUGACAUCGGUGACAUUAUGCUGUGGGGAUCACCAAAAGCUGGUGAAAAAUCAUCUUCCAAGGCUAGGAAUUGCAACCGGGUUCUGGUUCGUGUGGACCAAGUUGUUUAACGUCAUUGAAUCUACGUAUGGCCGUUGUAGCACCCGAGGCUUUGAUUCAAAAUCGGGUUGUUUGAAAGCGGGGCAUCUGUGGAGUGGGUUCGAUAUUUCCGGACAUGCCUUUAUUCUGAUUUACUCAAGUCUUAUCCUGAUGGAGGAAGCUCGAUCAAUUAUAGGCUGGGAAAGCAUUAAAGAGCACCUUCGUAAUGAGGAACAUAAUAGAGCCAAAAAUGACACAACGCAAGGAACAAAUCCUCUGAAAAGUUUGAAAAAUGACGACCUGAAGGCUUUAAAGCAUUUCUACACUAGAUACACUCCCACGAUUCGGUUGCUUUUCGUUGGUAUGACCAUGCUUCAACUGCUGUGGGACGUAAUGCUGGUUGGAACGAUGCUAUACUACCACCGGAUGGUAGAAAAGGUUCUCAGUGGGAUCUUUGCUGUACUGACUUGGUUCUUCACGUAUCGUGCUUGGUAUCCGACACAGAAUCUCUUACCGGAUCCAGUCGGCAAAGGUCUCUUCAACUAUCAGGUCGCGUCUCGACCAGCAGAAAUCGGUCUCCGAAGACGUGGUAGUUUACUGCAGCCUAACUCGUCGCAGUCAUCUGAUAUACCUAAAUUUAUGGGUAUGCCUCUGUACGCAGCAAGACAACAGCCCAGCUCCCCUGCCAACACUGUAGGAGGAACCAUAUCGCCACAGGAUUCCGGCAUGGGGUCAUCGUUCGUAAGUACUUCCACUUCCUUCAACAGCAACGCAGGUGCGUCACGGUUAGGAGCCUCUACCGGAGGCGGAAAUUUUGAUAUGAACAAUCCGCCUUUGUCUCGUUUCCAGCAGAGUAUGCACCGAAGCAGAUUUGACCGGGUUGAGUAGGAUUGUUUUGUGUUACGUAUCAUCUUGAUCUGAGGUAAUGGGCUAAUUCAAUCGUGUGUUCUUGGACGACAAAAACAACGACUCUCAUCACAAAAGUAACACUGUGUUCGUGAAAGAUAAUCUUAUUAAAGAGUUUAUAUUAUCUACCUUCUACUUGGAUUUAUGUCUUUUAAACUAGUGGGUACAGAAUGCUUCAUAUAUUCUAAUUUGUAAAGUCCAAAUAAACUCCUUAGUUGUAGAAGACAGAGGCUAAAGGCAUUGCUGCUGUAAAUAAAUUUGCCACAUACUAAGUUCAGAAAAUUUAUCGCAUCGCAUAUCUAUUAAACUUUACCAAAGACUAACAAGUUGAAUGCUUCUCUUGAUUUAAAACAGGUUUCAUUUGCACGUGAUGUUGAGAUUUGUCUACUGGCUAUCAUCGAAUGUUGUAGAAACGAAAAUAUACGAAUAAAAACGCUAUUAAAUUUUGUUAGGGUAAUCUAAUAUUUCUUAAGCAUUAGGUUUUUUGCAGUUACUCAUUUAGUUCUACAAUACAAAAUAAUCUUCUGUUGGGUGAGUUCUUAUCAUUGAUAUUUUUUAUGGUUCUUAUAAAUACUGGUAACUGACCUGUGUGAUAAUGCAAUUACAUUUGUUUACAUGUUUGUCAUCUAUAAGAUGACAAUAAUGUGGUGAUAAAUGGGAAUAAAUCACUUAAAUUUCAAUCUAA
This is a messenger RNA of Topomyia yanbarensis, 2250 nucleotides long. It is a transcript of the gene Fitm, whose product is annotated as acyl-coenzyme A diphosphatase FITM2. The record is from RefSeq and is a predicted model, not a curated record. Bases 213 to 1547 code for a protein of 444 amino acids. Lineage: Eukaryota; Metazoa; Arthropoda; Insecta; Diptera; Culicidae. The transcript has 2 exons. Gene Ontology annotation, cellular component: endoplasmic reticulum membrane. Gene Ontology annotation, biological process: lipid droplet organization; lipid storage; phospholipid biosynthetic process.